AUGGCGGCGGCGCUGAGGCUCGGGGUCCUCAUCCUUCUCCUGGCGCCGCUCCGGGCAGCAGAGCCGAGCGCGGAGCCCGUCCCCGAGCCCAUGACCAGCGCGGCGGGUCCCGCGGCGCCAGCAGAGACCCGCGCUGCCUCCCGGGCGCGCACCCGCAGCGGGCCGGCCCCGGUCACGGACGUUGCCAAGCUGUGUGUUUGUGAUCUGUUAGUGGCACAGUGUGAUGUAAAUUGCUGCUGUGACCCUGAUUGCAGUGCAGCUGAUUUCAGUCUCUUUACUACAUGUUCAGUUCCUAUUGUCACAGGUGACAGCCGUCUUUGUAGUCAGAAAGCUGCUAUAUAUUCGCUUGAUGUUGAAGCAAAUCCACCAGAAAGGAUAUUUAAAUUAAUUGACCAAGUCAAUCCCAGUGUUUUCUGCAUUCGUGCUACAAACUAUAAACAAGCACUCUCCUUCAGUUCCCCUGAAAUGCCUACUUCUGAAAAUUUUGAUCAGUUGCUUAAACAGUUUGGAAGUGCUUCUUUCAGUGCUGAGCCUGACAGCUGGAAUAUGAACACAGGUGCUCAAAAUCCUUCUGAUGCGAAUGAAAGUUACAGAUACGAGUAUGGUGUUCCUAUACAGACAGUGGAUGAAUUUCUAAGACUACCUAGUCCUGUUGUCUCCUCUUGGUGCUCGGAUGCAAAUCCUGCAGGGUUUUUAGUAAAUCAGGCUACGAAAUGCACUAGAUCAGUAAGUGUGGAAAAAUGUGACAACAUUCAAGCGGUUAGUAUGCUGUUCUAUAUCAACUCCAGCAUUUUAGCAGUGCCCAAAUCAAGUCAGAUGGUUAAUAUUACUGUCCAGUCCAUAGUUGUCCAGUCUCUGAAUGGAAUGCGGAAUUUACUUAAUGGUAGUGAUGUCCUCAGGCUCCCUAUGAUUUUGGAUGAACUGUGCAUAAAUAUAGUUCUUGGGGUGAGUUAUCACAUUACAUACACAGAUGCAGGAGAAAUAAUAGAAGCAGCUGCUUCUUUUGUCUUGGGGGCAAUUAACAAAGAAGCACUUUCAGUACAGCAGAGCUUUGAAAUCAGCUUUACUCAGGUAAAUACAAAGCCAGUUCCUCUCAGUGGUAAUCCUGGUUAUGUUGUUGGACUCCCUAUAAGAGCAGGCUUCCGGCCACAAGGAUCUGGCAUCAUUCAGAAUACUAACAAAUACAGUCAACUUACCAUUCUGCAAAGUACAUCCAACCAGGACUGUCUGGCAGCACAGGGAGCCAGAACCCCAAUAUUAUUUGGUUAUAACAUGAUAUCAGGCUGUAAGUUACGAAUUACAGCAGCUAUGAAAUGCCAGCCCUUGACUCAGAGCCUCCUAGAUUUACUGAAGGGACAAAGCUUUCCUGAAUACGUGGCCUCAUUUGGAAAUUCUCAAGCCCGGGAUGUGCUCGACUGGGUGCCGAUAACUCACCUCCAGACCUCAGAACAGAGCUCAUGCCAAAUACCAGUAUCACUUGAAAUAGAAGUGAAGUGGACUAAAUAUGGAUCCCUAGUCAAUCCUCAAGCCAGAAUAGUGAACGUUACAGCAACGAUCACUACCACCACAGUGAAGCAGCUUCCCCCAGGAAGGGAAAGGACUAUUCCUAUAACAAGUUCUGUUGUUUUCACCAAUAUUUCUUCACCUGCAGAGCCAGGCUAUAAAGCUUGGCCCACCAUUAAUGCCAAGUUACCCUUUGAUUUUUUCUUUCCAUUUGUCUAAGUGAUGCUUUCGGAAAAGCUCAAUGACCCUUCCAGCUGACUCUGGCUGAAAUCAAUUGGAGAUGCCUGCUACAGUCAACACCUUUCAGAAUUCCCACUUACAGAAUCUCACUCUUCAGCUAUAAAAUAGUCUCUCCACAGGGAGCUUCUAGUACCUGAAAAAGUUCACGUUGUGUUCAAACACCAGCCUGGUCCUUUAGAAUAUGCUUUCUAAUGGCUUUUCUGGAGUCUAACUGUUCCCAGCAGUCCACUCAUCUACAUCUGUUCUUAUAUAUUCUAAUUCUUUUAAUGUGUUGAUUUAUGAGCUGUGGAAACAAAGAACUUUGUGGCCCAGCGGGCUGCAAACGAACACUUAAAAUGGAAGACGAGAUGAGAGAACGCAGUAUCAGAACUGAAAUCUGCUGUUGAGAACAAGGCAUUGUUUGACGUAAGAUGGCACACGUUUGCCUCUAUUUUGGUGCUGAUUUGAUUGUCAACUAAAGGAGUGGUGUGUUGGUAUUUUUGAAAUGAACGUUAUUUAUAUAACAAAGUGGCACAAGCGGCAACAGAAAUGAGGAAACUACCAACAAUAUGAAAAGAACGGUUGGCAAAUACUAAUGAUGAACGGUCAGCUUGUAGAGAAGAAAUGACCUUUUCAGCCUGGGUUCUUAUCAUUUGUACUGCAAGUUUCUACAAGAUGUUGCAAACAAAGAACGUUAUCAUGGAAAAAUGAAAUUAUUUAAAAUAAGUGGUACUUUUGUGGAUGUGUAGCUUGUA
Gymnogyps californianus (California condor) is the source of this 2477-nucleotide messenger RNA. RefSeq names its product tectonic family member 1 (gene TCTN1). The transcript is spliced from 15 exons. The coding region runs from base 1 to 1722 and encodes 573 amino acids. Gene Ontology annotation, cellular component: MKS complex. Lineage: Eukaryota; Metazoa; Chordata; Aves; Accipitriformes; Cathartidae. Gene Ontology annotation, biological process: protein localization to ciliary transition zone; cilium assembly. The record is from RefSeq and is a predicted model, not a curated record.